Molecule: messenger RNA, 709 nt
Organism: Electrophorus electricus (electric eel)
Lineage: Eukaryota; Metazoa; Chordata; Actinopteri; Gymnotiformes; Gymnotidae
Product: nucleoside diphosphate kinase A2
Biological process (GO): CTP biosynthetic process; UTP biosynthetic process; GTP biosynthetic process
Molecular function (GO): nucleoside diphosphate kinase activity
Source: RefSeq, a predicted model, not a curated record
AAGCCCCGCCCAUGUCUUAUACCCGCCUACAAACCUUCCACAAACCUUUAUAAGCGCUCUGAAAGGGUCUUUGAUUUCCUUCGGUCUUUUCGGCUCUACAAAUCAAGGAUCAUGGCUGCCAAAACUGAACGCACCUUUGUUGCAAUCAAGCCUGAUGGUGUUCAGAGGGGCCUCACUGGUGACAUCAUCAAGCGGUUUGAGCAGAAGGGAUUCAGGCUGGUGGCCAUGAAGUUCCUCCAGGCAUCUGAGGAGCUGUUGAAGGAGCACUACAUUGACCUAAGGGACAGGCCUUUCUACCCUGGGCUGGUCAAAUACAUGACAUCUGGCCCUGUGCUCGCCAUGGUGUGGGAGGGGCUUAAUGUUGUGAAGACAUCAAGAGUGAUGCUGGGAGAAACCAAUCCUGCGGACUCCAAACCUGGCACCAUCAGGGGAGACUUCUGUAUUGAAGUUGGCAGGAACAUUGUCCAUGGGAGUGAUUCUGUGGAAAGUGCCAACAAGGAGAUUGCCCUGUGGUUCAAGCCAGAGGAACUGGUGAAAUAUGAAAGCUGUGCCUAUUGCUGGCUCUAUGAGUAAAGAUGCCCUGCUUGUAUGUGGUUUUUCUGACUUAACCCUUCUUUCUGGACCAUUCAUCCCAAAAUGCUGUAGACAAGGAAUUUGUACCAUUUGUUAUGCCUGAAGCACUUACUGAAUAAAGCCACAUGAAAUCCUG